AUGGAAUACAUUCCAAGUAUGUAUGCUUUUGGAUUUUUGUUUUUCCCUUUAUUUACACUUAAACUUUUAUAUUAUUUAGUUCUUGCAGAACGUGAGCGUAUUGCUGAAGAUAUAUUAACAAAUAAGCAAUUGAUUAUAGAUUAUGAUAGAACUCGCAAUACAAACAGAGAAGCUUUAAACAAACUGAAAAAAGAAAAGGAUAAAAAAAAAGUAUGGGUAAAUCUUGAUCAAGAAAGUCUUGAAUCUGGAAUUUCUUCAUUACGAGAAACCGUUAAAGAGAAAAUGGCUGAAUUGGAAAAAUUGGAAACGGGUGAUGACAAAAUUUCAAAAGGAUUUAAACUACGUGGAAUGUCUUCAAAUGAAUUGUAUAAUAUUACAAAUGAAUGA
Cetraspora pellucida is the source of this 387-nucleotide messenger RNA. NCBI's taxonomy places the organism in Eukaryota, Fungi, Glomeromycota, Glomeromycetes, Diversisporales, Gigasporaceae. The record is from the annotation of a GenBank genome assembly.